UUUCAGAUAUAGGUUACUGUUGUUGUGCGGACUAGGCUAUUUGUUCAGUGGUCUUUGACGAGGCAAAAAGUGUGGGAACCCCCAGCUUCUGCAUAAAAGACCAAUCUUGAAGACGCAGAGGGUUAAUUUCAAGCCCCCACCACCACCACCCACAUCUCCAAUUUGAAAGCCGCCUCUCUACCGGGAGAGGAAGGCUCUUUUUCGGUCAGAUGGCGUGCUGCAGUCCGCCCCCGUCAUUCUCCAGCCCACACAGACAGGGCAGCCAGCAACCAAUACGGUGCGCCGGAGGAGGAUUUCUGCCAGUGAUUUCAGAUGAGCUACGAUACGCAAAGGGGAUUUACUACGCCACUCUGAGCCGGGGAAGCUUUCGGCAAAAGGUAACAGGUUUCCCUCCGCGAGCACCGACCUCAGCUGUGACAGCGCGUGGUUGGAGAGACACUUUUCAGUCAUUACGCAGGUCCCCUCUGUGCGCAUUCAUCUAUCUGACCUGGAAAAGAGCAGUGUGCCAUGUCUUUGCCACGCACACUUGGGGAGCUGCAGCUCUAUCGGGUGCUGCAAAGGGCCAACCUGCUGGCCUAUUAUGAAACCUUCAUCCAGCAGGGCGGUGACGACGUGCAGCAGCUCUGCGAGGCGGCAGAGGAGGAGUUCCUGGAGAUCAUGGCACUAGUUGGCAUGGCCACCAAGCCGCUACAUGUGCGUAGGCUGCAAAAGGCCCUGCGAGACUGGGCGGCAAACCCUGCCCUCUUCAGUCAGCCCGUCUCUAAUGUCCCUCUGGGGGGCAUCCCGCUAUUCAAAGUAGACGGGACAGGAAGUGGACCAGCAGGCGGGCCCAGGAAGUCUGUGAGCAACGGGCAGCCGGGGUCUCCAUGUGAGAGGGACGACCGGGCGUGUCUGACUCCGAUGCACAGUGGAAGCCCCAGAAGCCCCUGCUCCCAGGCCUCCCCACAGCCACCAGACACACACUAUAGAGAAAAACUGUCCCCCAUGGACCCACACUGGCUCAGCCCAGAGCCUGAUGGGAACUGCAGUUUGGCUACUGCAUCUGGAGUAGAGGAGGAGCCCCCCAGCCCUCAGUGUCCUCUGGGUCCGUCCACAUCUCCGAGCCCUUCUGCAUCUUUUGCUCCAGCAGCUCUGUCGGCCUGGCCUGGAGGACAGCUAGACGCGGAGACAACGAGGGCAGUGGUGGAAAGCGUGGAGAGACUCCUUAGGACCCUGCCCAGGUCAGACCCUACAGAGGUGAAAACUCUUCUCAGGAUGAACAAGAAGAUGGCAAAGACUGUGGGCCACAUCUUCAAAAUGGGCUCCCAGGAUGUGAAUAAAGAAGAAGAGAUCAGGAAAUAUAGCCUCAUCUAUGGACGCUUUGACUCCAAGAGGAGAGAGGGGAAGCAGCUCACACAUCAUGAGCUGAUCAUCAAUGAAGCUGCAGCACAGUUUUGCAUGCGCGACAACGCUCUUCUGCUGAGACGGGUGGAGCUCUUCUCUUUGGCUCGGCAGGUGGCGAGAAAAUGUGCCUACACCUCCACACUCAAGCAUUCAAGGACAAAUCCAGAUGAGAGCAGCAUCCUGCCCCUAAAAAGAGCGAGACAUGAGGUGAUUGUGCCCGAGAGUGUAUCAUCUCUCCUUGGAGUGGAGGGCUCGGAGGGUGUGACCCAGAGGGCAGAUGAUGACAGCUUAUCCACAGAAAGCCUCGACAGUGUGUCACAUGACAUCAGCUCACAGUGCAACCAGUCUCCGUCCCCCCGUCCCCAUUCCGACACCUCCAACCCCACCAGCUGGAGUCGCCAUCUCAUACAGCAAACGCUAAUGGACGAAGGGCUUCGAUUGGCUCGGCUGGUGUCACAUGAUCGAGCUGGCAAGCUCAGCCUGGGAUCAGAAGGAGCUCAUUCUACAGACAUUGACGUUAAAGUGGAGAGGCGGAGCUCCAUAACAGCGUGCAGGAGUGUUAACCCCUGCAUCACCAAAGACGACUCUAAUCAUCGGGGGAAAUGAAAACACUGGGUGGUCAUCAGGAAACUUGCUGUCAGACCUGCCAAUGAACUCUUCUCACUUAUACAGGCUGUUACUGAGCAGGUUUUCCAUGUGUGCUCAGAUCACUCAGAUCAGGACUCUUACUGACUUCAAAAUCAAUACAGUCAAUGUCAGAUAUUACAUGGGAGCGGUAUCAUAAACCCCCAAAUUAUUCUGGGUUUACGUCAGCGGAGGUUCUUUGUUGUAUCUUUUGAAUACAUGGAUGAUACGUCCUCAUGGUUUUAUCUGAAGGAAAUUUUAAAAGUAACACUUCUGUCUUAAUGUCAAAGAGCUUUGUGUUCAAAGUGCCACCAGAUGAAUUGGGCUUUACACAGCAGGGGGCACUGCAACUUUGGAAAUUAACUCUCCUAACUCACUACAGGAACUUACAGUAGUUAUGUAAAUGAAAUUUGGUUUGUUGGAGUCUUAGAUCUAUUUUAUUUUUCAGUAAGUGACCACAUUAAAACAGUGUUAUAAAAUCCAGAGCAGCUCAUUACCCUCAGGAAAGAAAAGGAUGAACCGACCUGAGUUUGAUACGCUUUAGGAUUCAAAACUGGAGGAAACUUAAGUCCACGUAGGUGGACUUGUAAAGAAGAUUUAAAGAGACAUGCUGGGGUUUAUGAGAGAUAAAGCCAUGGGACUUUCUCACUCACUCCCUCACCGCUUUCUGUGAUCAUGUUUUCUCCCAAGCAGCUGAUGUGGUGUUUGUAGAGAUGAGGCUUUUCAUUUUCUUUAAUUCUGUGAAAAUGUACUCAGAACACCUUUUUGAUACUCAGCAGCAUGUAAAAAGAAAAAAUGAUGCUUGGUGGAAGUUUAUUUCUCAGUUGCCUCUUUCAGCAGUGUUAUCAGGUUUCAGGUUCAGCUGCAGUGUUUUGCUCAAGGACACUUUAGUGAUGAGGUCAGCUGAGCCUCUCAAUGUUGCUAAAAUCUUUUUGCAGAUUGGUGCCAUUGAUCCUCUGUCAGGAAAUUGUAUUUCAAAUUUGAACAAAAAAUUAAACUUACCAGAGGAUUCUCAGGAAGUAUCAAUUUUAAAUGGUACUUUAUAAAAGUGCAGUGGAGACUUUCUCAUUGGUGUGUUAAUGGGAUGAUUUCUUUGCUCUUAACUCCUCUGAUAUUCUGGACUCCUAUUAAAUUACAACUGUCAUUCUUUCUUUAAUAUAUGAGAAAAUAACAUUCACCCCUUCAACAGACUUAAUAAAAAUACAAAUUUCAUGUUGAAUAUGUUUAAAAAUGUUCAGAUUUUAGUAUACUUAAUAAGUAUGUCAGUGAGGUAGCUUGCUGUGCAUCACUUACACCUGCCUGUCUCUUGAG
Molecule: messenger RNA, 3318 nt
Organism: Cheilinus undulatus (humphead wrasse)
Lineage: Eukaryota; Metazoa; Chordata; Actinopteri; Labriformes; Labridae
Gene: nab2
Product: NGFI-A binding protein 2 (EGR1 binding protein 2)
Exons: 8
Coding region: 508-1989 (493 amino acids)
Biological process (GO): negative regulation of DNA-templated transcription
Cellular component (GO): nucleus
Molecular function (GO): transcription factor binding; transcription coregulator activity
Source: RefSeq, a predicted model, not a curated record